AUGUGUUCUUCCUCCGACGACAGAAUCUGGCCUGAAUUGGAGUUGAAUUGGAGAAUUGUUAUGACAACGAUAAUAGGGUUCUUGGGUUCUGCAUUUGGAACAGUUGGUAGUUUUGGUGGUGGUGGCAUUUUUGUCCCCAUGCUUACUUUAAUCGUUAGGUUUGAUACAAAGUAUGUUGUUGCUCUUUCUAAGUUGGUCCUCAAUUUUGGCUUCGAUAAAGUGAGAGGAAGAAGAACCGAUAAACUAGCGAGCUGUUACAACUCCCCAGCCAUCCUCACUUGGUUCUCCGUCACCUCCAGCACCUCCUCUCUCUCCGCCUACUGGUGGUGA
Messenger RNA from Lactuca virosa, 330 nucleotides. The record is from the annotation of a GenBank genome assembly. Lineage: Eukaryota; Viridiplantae; Streptophyta; Magnoliopsida; Asterales; Asteraceae.